AUGUCCAGCAGCAACUCCAAUCCUCAAAACACAACCCCUAAAAAAGUCGAAAGGACGACAAACGGCAUCAACACAAAAGAUGACAACAAAGACGGGAAUUCCCAAGCCUCUAAUGUCGAUGGAGAUAGUCAUCGUCAGAUCAUGCAGGAUGCGGAAAACGUACAUUUCCCAGACCCAAUUACACAAGAGGCUCGACAAAGGAUUGGGUGGCAAGAACAAAAAUAA
This is a messenger RNA of Cladophialophora immunda, 225 nucleotides long. RefSeq lists its product as uncharacterized. The transcript has 2 exons. The record is from RefSeq and is a predicted model, not a curated record. Bases 1 to 225 code for a protein of 74 amino acids. NCBI's taxonomy places the organism in Eukaryota, Fungi, Ascomycota, Eurotiomycetes, Chaetothyriales, Herpotrichiellaceae.